CACCCCUUAAGUAAUUUAAAUAUUUUUUAAAAACGAAAAUAAGGAUCAAUAAUAAUAAAAAAUGGAUAAUAAGCAUGUUAGUAAUACAAUUGAAGCCAGAUCGGAAGGAGUAUUAAAUAAUUAUACUGAGCCAAAUAUAUCCUGUGUAACAGAUAAUUUAUCUCAUAAAGAUAAAGAUUUUGAUAAUAUUUUAAAUAAAAUCAAAGCAGAAAAUUAUUCAGAUUUUCGUGAUGAAUCAAGCGAUUUAGAAAAUCCUGCCAGUAUAGCUUCUAUUGACAGUAAAAAUGAAAAACAACAAGAUCAAAUGUGUGAAUUAGCCUCUAUAUCUUAUGAAAAGGAUGUCAAUGUUUCUGAAUCAAAUUCGCAGGAAAUGACAGAUAAAAAAUUAGUUGAUGGUAAAAUUUUAAGAACGCAUACAAGUUCUCUGUCGACUGCAUUGCCAAUAAUAAAUAUAUUAUCACCAAAAUCAGGACCUCAUAUCUGCCUUGAACGCUGUUUUAAGUGUAGAACGGUUUUUCGUGUACUUGACAGUCCUUUGCAUAUAUGUCGAAUACGAAACAUUGACAAGCAAAAUGAAUUUUUAAAAAUUGAGCCCUCAUUAUUUGUUGAUUCGUGCCUUUGUGAAUUUUGCUGGAAAUACCUGGAAAAAACUUACAAAUCCAAUAAAUCUAAAAAUAGAAAAGAAGAAUCAUAUUCAGAAAAAAAGUCUAAAUUGUUAAAAAGUUCUGUGAAAAAAAAUGUAACAAGAAAUCAAAAUCAGUCAGGGAUUAUUAGUUCCCAUCAAGUUGUUGAAAAACACAAUGAAAUAGAAAAUAAUCAAAGCAAGCUAAAUUCUCAUGCUAUAUGUAGUGUUGCCCAAGAUAGAACUAGCAUAGAUCUAAAGGAAGCAGUAGAAUCACCUAAUGCGAUAGUGAAUUCUGUUUCAAUAAAAAGAAAAAGCAAUGUUAUAUGCGAUACAAUUUCUAAUAAAGAUGCGAAGAAACAAAAACUGAAUGAAAAAUACAGUUUCUAUGAUAAUAAUUCCACAGAUGAUAAUACUACCAAAUCCCUCAGAAAUAAAAAUAUUGCUCAUCCAAAUCUGUCAAUUGAUGUAGAUGAAGACAUUCAAUUAAAUACUAAAGUGCCAUCAAUUAAUAUAGAAAAGGAUUACAGUUUUGAUUUUAGUUAUAUAAACAAUGAUGCAGAUAUACUUCUGUAUCUGAAGGAAAAAUCCCAAUUGUUAUACAACGGAGCUAUGGUUGUUUCUGAAACAGCCGAUGAAUUUUCUAAAGACUAUUUAAAAGAACAAAAAACAACUUUAUACAAUUGUUUUGGUGACACUAAAGACAGUAUUAAUGCCUCAAAACCAUUUAUACAUCCAUCAUCACAUCUACAUCAGUACAGCAAUCAAUUAUCAGAUGAUAAUAUCAAACCACUUAUAAUCAAAGAUAUCACGACUACUACUAGUUCACCAACCCAGAGUAAUUCAAUCGCUUCACCAAAAAAAACUGUAGCUGCCAAUGAGGGUGUAGAAAGUAAAUUUAACAAUAUCAGAACUAAAAAAACAUUACCUUUAUGUAAUUCAGUAUUUAAAUUAAGAAAUAAUAUAAUAUCAACUAAUAGUGUAUCUAAAGUUCCAAACCAUUUAUUAACGCACACAAAGCCAUUACUAACCAGUCGUAUUCCUUACUUGCCAAACGAUAAUCAAAAUUUAACACAAUUAGCGGAAGAACAUCUAACUAGACAAAAUUACCAAUUACCAAUUAGUAUUAUAAAAAAAAAAAUAGUAAAAGUAAAGUUUUGUUACUACAUCUAUGUAAACUAAAGAGCAGCAACUGCAGUGAGAUUUAUCAACUAAGCAAACAAAACCUUCAGUUCUCUUACAACCUAACCUCAUUGAACACUCCAUAAAAAAUGCAUAUUGAUAUAAUUCCACUAAGUAGAAGGGUGAUUCUUUUAUGUUUAUCAGUUAUCCGUGAACACUCGUUCUUUCAAAAAGUAUAAAUGUUGUUUUUUUUGAAUAAUGAGUGUCUUGUGUUGAAUGAAUCACCCAGUAUUGUCAAAAAACCAACACAAUAACUAAUAUUAUUAAAUAUUGAAUAAUAAAUUUCAAAUUAUAUUAUAACA
Messenger RNA from Acyrthosiphon pisum (pea aphid), 2106 nucleotides. Its product is annotated as putative leucine-rich repeat-containing protein DDB_G0290503. The transcript has 8 exons. Bases 62 to 1804 code for a protein of 580 amino acids. NCBI's taxonomy places the organism in Eukaryota, Metazoa, Arthropoda, Insecta, Hemiptera, Aphididae. The record is from RefSeq and is a predicted model, not a curated record.